AGGGUACAACACCUGGACCAGAGACACCGACAAAGACAAGUACUCCAGUUACUCCUUCAGCUACUCCACUGCCAACAACUAGAACAACAGAAAGAGGAAGUACAGUGUUUACCAGAAGCACCACUAUUCAGCAGUCAACAUCCUCGGUGUCAACAAGCCCAGUGACUGUCACCACCUCUGAAGUCACUGAAACAGGAUCAACCCCCAAAACUACCCCUUCAGGCCCCACACCCUCAAGAUCCACCAGCACCACACCAGUAACAGAAACACCUAGCCAUGAGACCACUACCACCAGGACCGUGAGCCCCCCAACAGGAUCACAUACCGCCCCUGUCAGCACCACAACUUCAGGACCAUCCUCUCUGGGGUCUACUCCUAGGAGUACUGUAUCUCUGUCUUCAGCAUCAACCAGCUCUGUGCCAGUCACCACCUCUGGUACUACUCCAACCAAAACCUUUACCACCACUUCAGGAACCACCUCUAGCAGUUUUACCAUAAGUACUGCAACCACCACCUCCACCACCUUAGAAACUCUUUCACCUGGCUCAACUAGUACAUCUGGGCCAACUGCAACAUCAACUGCAGUCACCACUACAGGAAGUUCUACAUACAGUACCGUUACUCCAGUUAGUGGCUCAAGUUCAACUACAGGUCUAACACCAACUACGCCUAAAAAAAUAUGUUCUAUUUUACCUGAUGAAUCUUAUGAGCAAGGUGAGUCAUGGUGGCUCUGUAACUGCACUAAGGCAAUAUGUAUAGAAGACAAUAUCGUCCAGGUGAUUCCCAUAAUCUGUAAUCCACCUCCUAAACCUACCUGUGCCAAUGGGCUUUCUCCUGUGCCAGUCAUUGAUGAGGAUGGAUGCUGUUGGCAUUGGGAGUGUGAUUGCUACUGCACUGGCUGGGGAGACCCACAUUACAUGACUUUUGAUGGACUGUACUACAGCUACCAAGGGAAUUGUACAUAUGUCCUUGUGGAAGAGAUUAAUAAGAAAGUUGACAACUUUGGUGUCUACAUUGAUAACUACCAUUGUGAUUCACGGGAUGUGGUCUCCUGUCCUCGAACGCUCAUUGUGAGACAUGAAACUCAGGAAGUGAGGAUAGCAACGGUGAAACCAAAUACUGUAGAAGUAGAGGUGACAGUAAACAAUCAGUUAGUGGCUUUGCCUUAUAAAAAGUUUGGCGUGAGCAUCUAUGAGUCAGGAAUAAAUCGUGUUGUGGAAAUUCCUGAGCUAAAAAUGAAUGUGACCUACAAUGGCUUGUCCUUUUCUAUCAGAAUGCCCUACAGCCUGUUUGGCAACAACACUCAGGGACAGUGCGGUACUUGCAAUAACAACACCGCAGAUGACUGCAUGUUGCCGAAUGGAAACAUUGCAGAAAACUGUGAAACCAUGGCAGAUCACUGGCAGGUUGUUGAUCCCUCCAAACCACAGUGCUCUCCAGGCCUAAAUCCUACAAGUUCACCUAGCACAACCCCAGCAGAGCCUUGCAAAGAAUCUUCCAUCUGCGAGCUUCUUUUGGGAAGUGUGUUCAAGCCAUGCCAUGAGUUUGUGCGGCCUGAAAAGUACUAUGCAGCCUGCGUUUUUGAUAGUUGUGUACUUCCCAACCUAGACCUGGAAUGCUCAAGUCUGCAGAUCUAUGCUGCCACCUGUGCUGAUCAAGGUGCAUGCAUUGACUGGAGAAGUCACACCAAUGGUGUAUGCUCUCAUGAAUGCCCCUCAGGAAAAGAGUUCAGAGCAUGUGGUCCUAUUAAAGAGCCAACCUGCAAAUCAAGUCACCAAAAUGAAACUUCAACUAAACAAGUGGAAGGCUGUUUCUGUCCCAAUGGAACAAUGCUGUAUGACUCUGGCGUGGAUGUCUGCGUGAAAACCUGUGGCUGUGUUGGAGUGGAUAUGAUCCCAAGAGAGUUUGGGGAAAAGUUUAUAGUAGACUGUCAGGACUGUACUUGCCUGGAAGGGGAAUAUGGCAUUGUAUGCCAGCCUCAUGAAUGUCCUGAACAACAUGUCACUUGUAAUGGAGAAGGCUUCUAUCAGGUCACUGAAGUCAAUCCUGAAGACUCUUGCUGCCCUCUUGUCACCUGCAAAUGCAACACAAGCCUCUGCACAGCUAAAGCUCCCAAGUGCACACUGGGAUUUGAACUUCAUUCUUAUAUUCCCAGUGGUCAGUGCUGUCCUGUGUACCAAUGUGUUCCCAAGGGGGUCUGUGUUCACGAGAGUGCUGAGUUCUUGCCUAACUCCUCAGUCUUUGUUGAUAAGUGUCAGAAUUGUUUCUGCACAAAUGAAGUUAACGUCAGCACUCAACUGAAUAUCAUCUCAUGUGAACCUCUUCCAUGCAAUACGUACUGUGCACCGGGAUAUGAACUUCAACCAGUGAAAGGUGAAUGUUGUGGAAAAUGUGUGCAGACCAAGUGUAUUAUACAUGCAAACAAUGAGGAACUCAUCUUGAGUCCUGGAGAUUUUAAAAAUGAUCCUAACAACAACUGCACCAUUUAUAGCUGUGUAGAAAUCCACAACCAGCUUAUCUCUUCCACAUCUGAGAUUACCUGUCCAGCAUUUAAUGAGGACAGCUGCAAACCUGGAACUAUUUCAUUCUUACCUAAUGGUUGUUGCAAAACCUGUGCACCUCUGGAUAGCAGCACACCGUGCUCUGUCCGUGAAAGAGAAGACUUUAUUGUCUAUAAUGGCUGCCGUUCCGUGGACAGAGUUGUCAUGACUGAGUGUGAAGGAACAUGUGGAACCGUCUCGCUAUACUCUGCUGAGGCCAAUUCUAUGGAUCACAGCUGUUCCUGCUGCAGAGAAUCACAGACUACUGAGAAGUACGUGGUACUGAAGUGUCCUGGUGGGCAGUCACUGUCACAUAAGUACAUCUAUGUGGAAAGCUGCAGCUGUCAAGACACUGAAUGCCAGAUCCCACAAUCCAGUGAGUUGCAGAGAAGAAAAUAACAAGGCAAGAUCUCUGAACCAUACCAAGACGACCAUCAGCUUAACAUCAAAAUGAAGACAGAAAAAAACUAGCAGCAUUUGACUGAAAGGCCUGUGCACCAUUCUUAGCUUUCUUGACUACUUUUGAACAUUGCUUUUCCCAGUAAAUGCAUCCUAUUUGUUCUCUGAUUACUUUGAACAGUGCUCUAUUUAUUUGUGACAAAAUAAGAACACAAAUUUGUAUUCUUCCAAGUGCACAGCCUUUUGGAUCCUUUUAUAAUCUGCUUAUUUUCUCUGAAUGAUUAAAAGCA
Messenger RNA from Manacus vitellinus (golden-collared manakin), 3229 nucleotides. RefSeq names its product mucin 2, oligomeric mucus/gel-forming (gene MUC2). NCBI's taxonomy places the organism in Eukaryota, Metazoa, Chordata, Aves, Passeriformes, Pipridae. Gene Ontology annotation, cellular component: extracellular matrix. The transcript has 18 exons. The record is from RefSeq and is a predicted model, not a curated record. The annotation marks the transcript as partial. Gene Ontology annotation, molecular function: protein binding.